Molecule: messenger RNA, 4184 nt
Organism: Columba livia (rock pigeon)
Lineage: Eukaryota; Metazoa; Chordata; Aves; Columbiformes; Columbidae
Gene: BRINP2
Product: BMP/retinoic acid inducible neural specific 2
Exons: 9
Coding region: 904-3270 (788 amino acids)
Biological process (GO): negative regulation of mitotic cell cycle; nervous system development; cellular response to retinoic acid
Cellular component (GO): neuronal cell body; cytoplasm; dendrite
Source: RefSeq, a predicted model, not a curated record
CGGCGGCGGCACCCGCGGAGCGCGGCGGGACCGGAGCGUGGUGGCGGCGGGAGCGGAGCGGGAUGGCGGCGGGGCCACCGGGGGCCGCCUGCCCGCCCGGCCAUGGGGCAGCCGGGGAGCGGCCGUGUGGCAGGUCCUGGGGCCGCUGAGGCGGAGCAGAACGGGACGGGACGGAGAAGCGGCCGGUGCCCCGCCGGCUCUGAGCCUGAGCCUGGGGGCUUGCUUCGGAGACGAUGGGGCUAGAGGAAGGCAACCAGCCCUCCCCGGGCAGGAGCCAUUCCGGUGCCCGAGUGCGGGGGGCUGCGACCGACGCGGUGGAGCCGGGUGCUGGCGGAAAAAAAAGAUGCCCAGGAUACUGGAAACCUGCUGCUGCUUGCCAGGGAGAUGCCGGUGGGAGCUGCCCCGGGACCGCAGGGACUGGGGAAAAUGCUCUGUGAAGUACUCAAGCACAUACUUGACUGUUGGGCAUAUAUAAAUCAACAGGAGAGGUCUCAUAAGCCCCGUGCUGCAGCGCAGGGCCCCACUGCCACCGGCUCAUCUGCCGGAGCUCCGGACCGAGGCGAGGAGCGGGUGACCCGUCGGAUGGUGUUUGCUCACCUCGAAUGCUGCGUGCGGUUCCCAGGACAGUGCCGGUGCCAGCAACCUCCGGGAGAGAGGGCUCCCCGGCUUCGAGACUCAAUUCCAUUCCCUAAAUACGGAUAUUUUUUCUUUUUUGGUAGGAAACAAAGCUCCGGGUUUAAAGCACCGAGCUCCAGAGCAGCGGCUCUCAGCACAGUGAUGUUCCCCCUGUCCUGCCCCACCUUUGGGGCACCCCCAUGUCCGAGGAAGCCGGGCAGGGGCAGGGCUGUCCCGGAGGGUCGCCGCGGGGUGAGAGAAUGAAGAAGCCGGCCGGACAGCAGCAGGAUGGGGCGGCAGGACCUCCCGCGCGCUGACGGGCCCUCGCCGAUGGUCCCGUGGCCGCUGGCCCUCCUGGCCCUGAGCACGUGCUGCCGCUGGGGGCUGGCCAGCGGGGCGGGCGGCACAGUGGCCCAGCAGCAUGCUGCCCCCGCCACCCCUUCCUCCUCCUCCUUGUCCUCCUCUUCCUCUGGCCGAGCACCCCUCGACUGGCUCCUCACUGACCGGGGACCCUUCUACCGAGCCCAGGAGUACGUGGAUUUUGUGGAGCGCUACCGGCAGGGUUUCACCACCAGGUACAGGAUCUACAGAGAGUUUGCUCGCUGGAAGGUGAAUAAUUUGGCCUUGGAGAGGAAAGACUUCUUCAGCCUGCCCCUUCCCCUGGCCCCCGAAUUCAUCCGCAACAUCCGUCUGCUGGGACGCCGGCCCAGCCCCCAGCAGAUCACCGACAGCCUCAUCAAAAAAUAUGGGACCCACUUCUUGCUGGCUGCCACGCUGGGAGGAGAAGAGUCCCUGACCAUUUUUGUGGACAAGCGCAAGCUGAGCCGGAGGGCAGAGCCGGCCGGGGGAGCCGGGAACAGCUCGGGGGUCUCGCUGGAGACCCUGCAUCAGCUGGCAGCCUCCUACUUCAUCGACCGGGAGAGCACCCUGCGCCGGCUCCACCACAUCCAGAUCGCCACGGCCGCCAUCAAGGUGACCGAAACACGGACGGGGCCACUCGGUUGCAGCAACUACGACAACCUGGACUCAGUGAGCUCCGUGCUGGUGCAGAGCCCUGAGAACAAAGUGCAGCUCCAAGGGCUGCAGACGGUGCUCCCCUCCUACCUGCGGGAGAGGUUCGUGGCGGCCGCCCUCAGCUACAUUGCCUGCGGCUCGGCCGGGGAGCUGGUGUGCCACCGCAGUGACUGCCGCUGCCGCUGCCAGCCCGCCUUCCCCCGCUGCAACUGCCCCGAGCCCGACGUCCAGGCGCUGGAGAACAGCCUGGCCCAGCUCUGGAGAGCCUGGGAGAGCCACCACAAUCAGUUCGAGGAGUCAGAGGAGUUUCAGGCCCUGGUGAAGAGGCUCCCUGGGGACCGUUUCCUGAACAGGACGGCCAUCUCCCACUUCUGGGCCAUGGACCUGGACAUCCAGCAUCGCUACCAGCAGCUGGGCACCAGCCUGAAGCUACUCUCCAGGAAAACCCACCGACUCAUCCGGCGGCUCUUCAACCUCAGCAAACGCUGCCACCGGCAACCUCGCUUCAAACUGCCGAAGGAGAGGUCCCUCCCUUACUGGUGGAGCCGCGCACAGUCUCUCCUGUAUUGCAGCGAGGCCACCGUGCCUGGGACCUUCCUGGAAGAAAGCCACAGUUGCACGUGUCCCUCCGACCAGCCCUCCUGCCAGGGCCCCAUCCCGUGUGCCUUGGGCGAGGGAGCAGCCUGUGCCAGCUGUGCUGAGGACAACAGCACCCGCUGCGGGACCUGCAACCACGGCUACGUCCUCACCCAGGGCUUCUGCCGGCCUGAGGUGGCCGACUCACUGGAGCACUACCUGGGGUUGGAGACGGACCUGCAGGACCUGGAGCUCAAGUACCUCCUGCAGAAACGAGACAGCCGCAUCGAGGUGCACUCCAUCUUCAUCAGCAAUGACAUGCGCCUGGGGAGCUGGUUUGACCCUUCCUGGAGGAAACGCAUGCUCUUGACCUUGAAGAGCAACAAGUACAAGCCUGGGCUGGUUCACGUGAUGUUGGCCCUCUCCCUGCAGAUCUGCCUCACCAAGAACAGCACGCUGGAGCCUGUCAUGGCCAUCUACGUCAACCCCUUCGGGGGAAGCCACUCAGAGAGUUGGUUCAUGCCCGUCAACGAGGGCAGCUUCCCAGACUGGGAAAGGACUAAUGUAGAUGCCUCUGCCCAGUGCCAAAACUGGACGCUCACCUUGGGUAACAAGUAUAAGACCUUCUUUGAAACAGUCCAUGUCUACUUGCGGAGCCGCAUCAAGUCUCUGGAUGACAGUUCCAAUGAGACAAUCUACUAUGAACCCUUGGAGAUGUCAGAUCCCUCCAAGAACCUGGGUUACAUGAAGAUCAACAGCUUGCAAGUCUUUGGCUACAGCCUGCCCUUCGAACCAGAUGCUAUUCGUGACCUGAUCCUUCAGCUGGACUAUCCCUACACCCAGGGCUCCCAGGACUCGGCCAUGCUCCAGCUCUUGGAGAUCAGGGACCGGGUCAACAGGUUGUCACCCCCUGGCAAAACCCGCCUCGACCUCUUCACUUGCUUGCUCCGCCACAGGCUCAAGUUGGCCAACAACGAGGUGGCAAGGAUCCAGUCCUCCUUGAGAGCCUUCAACGCCAAGCUGCCCAAUGCGGUAGAGCAGGAGACGGGCAAGCUGUGCAGCUAACGGCCGGGGCUGCUCAGGUCUUGGAGCGAGGGGGCCAGGACAAAGGACUCCCCGGGGAGAGAGGGGGGAAAUAACGACCCUAAAAAUAUUAAAUCAAGGCCUUACCUUAGUGCCAACCGUGUGCUUCCAUGGUACACCCAGCAACCGGCCAAAGAGAUGCAGGGCUCGGGGGGAUGGAGGAUGCGGUACCACAGCGAAGGGAUGGCUUGUGCGGUGCAGACCGGCUCCAAGCGCAGGCACGAUGCCACCACGGCUUUUGCUUGAGCUCCAGUGGCUUGGAGCUUGAGCUCCAGUGCCGAUGGCUGAGGAUGGAUGUGGCAGCUGCUGGCCACAUUGCAGCAGAUGCUCAACCCACCAUGAGGUUCCUCCAGGGGUGGUCUCCUCAGCACCCCAACUUUUGUAGUCUUUUUAAGAGGUUUCUACCGGCGCCUUCGCUUUCGUAUCCCCUGCGAUCCUUCCUGCACAUGGCACCGGGGGGUCCCUGGGACCCUGCAGAUCUCCUCUGGGGCCUCUCCAUGAGCAUCUGGCAUCUGCUGCGGUACGAGGCAUCAUCACCCAUCACAUGGGAAGGACUUGGCACCUGCCCCAUGGCAGCUGCCAUCACAGACACUGGCAGAGAGCUCUGGGCUGCAACUCCUUACAAAAGAAAAGAAACCUAGAACAAAAGAAAGAAAGAAAGAAAGAAGAAGGAAAAAAAAAAGUUUUAUUUAUGUAUUUAUUUAUCUGUUUUGUUUGGGAGGGGUUUUUUUAAGCCUAUUUAUUUGGGGAGUGUCAUUUCUUGUUGGUGGCUCCAGCCAAGAGACAUCUUAGUAAAAUGUAUCUGUUUAAUAUAUUUUUUAAAAAAUGCCUUUUUUGAGCAAAAGAGCAACCAAAACCAACCGAGAUUAAAAACAACAAAAAAAAAGAAAAAAGAA